ACCUGGCUCUAUUGGAUCUUCGGAAUAGAAUCCAGCCAGUCAUAUCCGUCCUUUUGGAGGGCCUUCUUCUUUUUUUUUUUUUCUUUUUCUAGACUGCUAUGUUAUCGGAAGCAAACAUUUCGUUUUACACGUGGUCAAUAAUCGAAGUUAAUAUGAAUAUCAACGGCUGUGAUUUGUUGGGUUCUGGAUGAUGUCCACAUUUCGCAGUUCCUUAUGCAUUAAGGAACUACUUCUAAAUUGUUAUUUUGCCGUAUCCAGCACCAAUCAAGUGGGUCCGUCACCUCAAUACAUAUAUUAUUUUCAAAUUCUAACUGUCAAGAUAACUGUCUAACUUAUUGGGUCCAAAACUCUGAGCCCAUAAGAGGGUCCAAUUACACAGAUGGGCCUCGGCCCAAUGAAUUGAGCAGAGUAGUUGGAAUGGGUGGGAAUCCUUUAAUCUGAAAAGCGGUUUGAGCUAAUCAAUGGUUAGGUGUGGCAUACAGUAAUUGUGAUGGGCCUGAAGCAUAUGAUUGCAUCCAAAAGCCUGUACACCUCAUUGAUCUUUCUUUAUAAACUGUUGCACCCGAAGUGGGUUGCAGCUGGAGGUCGACCCAUCAGUAUCAUCAUUGCAGGAGAUCAACGGUUCAAAUUACCUCAUGAUGAAUGGGAAUGGGUUCAGGACAGAGUGGGUUAUCGGACGGUGCAUUAAGUGCCACGUGAGACUUCCUCUUCCCACGUGCAGAUGGAAAGGUCACGUGAGCCACCGAGGCAUAUUCCUCUAAACUAUCGAGCUGGUUACCCUCCACUUCCAAAAAGAAAUUCCGGUGGUCAAUCAUAUAGUAACACGUGUCAUCAGAGGUAAUAUUUUUUUCCCUCUCUUUUGUUAACCGUCAUUAAGCCACGUAAAAUGCAUUAUUUAUCCAAACACCACUUUAAAGCCUUCGCCAAACGAGGUCUUGGCUUCCCUCCCUCACUUCACAUUUGAGCGAGCGAGAGCGGCAGGGUUAUUGGCGGCUCUGCAAAACCCUAGUUGGCUACCAUGGCUUCCGAUCCUACUCCUCUUCAGCUAAACCAAAUCGCGGCGAUUCUCGGCCCUGAUCCAGUUCACUUCGAAGCCCUAAUCUCCCACCUCAUGGCCACCGCCAACGACCAACGCUCUCAAGCCGAGGCUCUCUUCAAUCUCUGCAAGCAAACUCAUCCCGAUUCUCUCGUUCUCAAACUUGCGAUCCUUCUUCAGUCAUCUCCGCAUCCUGAAGCGCGAGCAAUGGCCGCGAUUCUACUCCGAAAGCAACUCACUCGAGAUGAUUCUUACCUAUGGCCAAAUCUCUCUGCCACCACUCAGGCGAAUCUCAAAUCGAUUCUUCUUGACUGUGUUCAACGCGAGACCGCCAAAACGAUAUCAAAAAAGUUAUGUGACACUGUUUCAGAACUUGCUUCUGGGAUUUUGCCUGACGGAGGAUGGCCUGAGCUAUUACCGUUCAUGUUUCAGUGCGUUACUUCAUCGAACUUUAAGCUGCAAGAGGCGGCGCUGUUAAUUUUCGCGCAAUUGUCGCAGUACAUAGGAGAAACCCUACUUCCGCAUUUGGAUACUCUUCACUCUGUGUUUUUGCAGAGUUUGGCUUCAUCCAUGAAUUCUGAUGUUCGCAUCGCGGCUCUUGGGGCGGCGAUCAACUUCAUUCAGUGCUUGUCCAAUGCGGCGGAGCGGGAUAAGUUUCAGGACCUUUUGCCAUUGAUGAUGCAGACAUUGACCGAGGCGUUGAAUUCCAGCCAAGAAGCAACUGCCCAAGAGGCACUGGAAUUGUUAAUUGAGUUAGCUGGGACGGAGCCCAGAUUUCUACGGCGCCAAUUGGUGGAAGUGGUGGGUUCAAUGUUGCAAAUUGCAGAAGCGGAGUUGUUGGAGGAGGGUACGCGGCAUCUAGCCGUGGAAUUUGUUAUCACUUUGGCUGAAGCACGAGAGCGUGCCCCGGGAAUGAUAAGGAAGCUGCCACAGUUUAUACAAAGGUUAUUUGCGAUACUGAUGAAGAUGCUGCUGGAUAUCGAGGAUGAUCCCGUAUGGCACAGUGCAGAGGAGGAGCAUGAGGAUGCGGGUGAGACUAGUAAUUAUAGUGUUGGACAGGAGUGUUUGGAUAGGCUCUCCAUUUCUCUUGGUGGGAAUACCAUUGUGCCGGUGGCUUCUGAAUUGUUGCCGGCUUACUUGGCAGCUCCUGAAUGGCAAAAACACCAUGCUGCCCUCAUUGCCCUUGCUCAAAUUGCAGAGGGUUGCUCCAAGGUGAUGAUAAAAAAUCUAGAACAGAUAGUAUCAAUGGUCUUGAACUCAUUUCAAGAUCCACAUCCCAGGGUACGAUGGGCAGCUAUUAAUGCCAUUGGACAGUUGUCAACGGAUUUAGGCCCAGAGCUACAAGUUAAAUAUCAUCAACGGCUACUGCCUGCACUAGCUGCAGCAAUGGAUGAUUUUCAGAAUCCCCGAGUACAGGCCCAUGCUGCUUCAGCAGUUCUCAAUUUCAGUGAAAAUUGCACCCCAGAUAUCUUAACCCCAUACUUAGAUGGAAUUGUGAGCAAACUGCUUGUACUCCUACAGAAUGGGAAGCAAAUGGUUCAGGAGGGGGCUUUGACAGCUUUAGCAUCAGUUGCUGAUUCAUCACAGGUGCAUUUCCAGAAGUACUAUGAUGCCGUAAUGCCUUUCCUGAAAGCUAUUUUAGUGAAUGCAAAUGACAAAUCUAAUCGUAUGCUUCGGGCUAAGUCAAUGGAGUGCAUUAGUUUGGUUGGAAUGGCUGUUGGGAAAGAGAAGUUUAGGGAUGAUGCAAAGCAGGUUAUGGAUGUACUUAUGUCAUUGCAAGGAUCUCAGAUGGAGGCAGAUGAUCCAACAACAAGCUACAUGUUGCAAGCAUGGGCCAGACUUUGCAAGUGCCUUGGCCAGGAUUUCCUUCCUUACAUGAAUGUUGUCAUGCCCCCUUUGCUUCAAUCUGCUCAGCUUAAGCCUGAUGUUACCAUUACAUCUGCGGAUUCGGAUGCUGAUAUUUAUGACUCUGAUGAUGAUAGCAUUGAGACUAUUACACUUGGGGAUAAAAGGAUAGGGAUCAAAACUAGUGUUUUGGAAGAAAAGGCCACAGCUUGCAACAUGCUAUGUUGCUAUGCUGAUGAAUUAAAGGAAGGGUUUUUUCCAUGGAUCGAUCAGGUUGCUCCUACAUUGGUUCCUCUUCUUAAAUUUUAUUUUCACGAGGAAGUUAGGAAGGCUGCUGUUUCAGCCAUGCCGGAGCUGUUGCGAUCAGCUAAAUUAGCUGUGGAGAAGGGGCUGUCUCAAGGUCGGAAUGAGUCCUAUAUUAAGCAAUUAUCUGAUUACAUAAUACCAGCCCUGGUGGAUGCGCUACACAAGGAGCCUGAGACAGAGAUCUGUGCAAGCAUGUUGGAUUCGUUGAAUGAAUGCAUACAGAUUUCUGGACCACUUUUGGAUGAAGGCCAAGUGAGGUCCAUUGUGGAUGAGAUAAAGCAGGUGAUCACAGCCAGCUCAUCUAGAAAGAGAGAGAGAGCAGAAAGGGCCAAAGCAGAGGACUUCGAUGCAGAAGAAGGGGAACUGCUAAAAGAAGAAAAUGAGCAAGAAGAAGAGCUCUUUGAUCAAAUUGGUGAUUGCUUGGGCACUUUGAUCAAAACCUUCAAGUCUUCUUUCUUGCCUUUCUUUGAUGAGCUUUCAUCUUACCUGAUGCCUAUGUGGGGUAAAGAUAAAACGGCUGAAGAGAGAAGAAUUGCCAUUUGUAUAUUUGAUGAUGUUGCUGAGCAAUGCCGAGAAUCAGCUCUUAAAUACUACGAUACUUACCUUCCUUUCCUAUUGGAAGCCUGCAAUGAUGAGAACCCACAUGUUCGUCAGGCAGCUGUUUAUGGAAUAGGUGUUUGUGCAGAAUUUGGUGGGUCUGCAUUCAAACCUCUUGUUGGAGAGGCUCUUUCCAGGCUGGAUGUUGUAAUAAGACACUCUAAUGCACGGGAUUCAGAUAAUGUAAUGGCUUAUGAUAACGCUGUUUCAGCUCUUGGAAAAAUAUGCCAGUUCCAUCGCGAUAGUAUAGAUGCCGUGCAGAUUGUUCCUGCUUGGUUAAGUUGCUUGCCUUUAAAAGGUGAUUUGAUUGAGGCCAAAGUUGUGCAUGACCAACUAUGUUCAAUGGUGGAAAGGUCAGAUAGGGAACUUUUGGGGCCCAACAAUCAAUAUCUUCCCAAAAUAGUUGCAGUCUUUGCUGAGGUCCUAUGUGCUGGUAAAGACCUGGCAACUGAGGAAACCACAAGCCGAAUGAUUAAUCUGCUGAGGCAACUUCGGCAGACAUUGUCGCCCUCUGCCCUGGCAUCAACGUGGUCAUCCUUGCAGCCUCAGCAACAGCUCGCGCUGCAGUCCAUCCUAUCAACUUAGUUAAUUUCACAAUGGUGAGUGUGAUGUUCCAAGAUUCCCUUGUGAGAUGCUGCUGUGUCGGGUCGGUCCGGUUUGCUUUGUUUGCUGUGUGUUAGGUAGUCCAUUCUUUUCCAUAAUAUGAUUCAUAAUUGGUUGGGCAAUGUUACACAUUUGUACCAAAGCAGCAGUGUGCAUUAUUGCUUGAUUGCUCUGAGGGUGACGUGAAAAAUAUACGAGUUUUGGUGUAGAAUGUGUAUAUUAAAGUGGUAUUCAUCAUCCAGUCCUCCCUCGAAAGGAGAGGAAAAAAAGAAACGAAAAGAUCAAUAGUUCAUAGUUUGUGGCUCUGUUUGAAGGGUCGGUGUGUGAAUGCGAUGUUGAGGCUUGUUUGUCAAGCAAAAUCAGUUUUGGUGAUUUUUAGACAUUUCUAUACAGUUUCUAUCCUCUUUUCUUUGGGGAAGUUUCAUGUCUAUUUUUAGAUUGCCGGUGAGGUUUUGUAUAGCUUUUCUUUAUUGGGUUAUUAUCUUACUUUCAUGUUCUGGUUCUGAAACAGUUAAGGUGGAUUCAUGGUGUGGUUGUUA
Messenger RNA from Vitis riparia (riverbank grape), 4926 nucleotides. Its product is annotated as importin-5-like. Gene Ontology annotation, molecular function: small GTPase binding; nuclear import signal receptor activity. Gene Ontology annotation, biological process: protein import into nucleus. Bases 1019 to 4369 code for a protein of 1116 amino acids. Lineage: Eukaryota; Viridiplantae; Streptophyta; Magnoliopsida; Vitales; Vitaceae. Gene Ontology annotation, cellular component: cytoplasm; nucleus. The transcript has 20 exons. The record is from RefSeq and is a predicted model, not a curated record.